Pecten maximus is the source of this 2749-nucleotide messenger RNA. Its product is annotated as gastrula zinc finger protein XlCGF57.1-like. The record is from RefSeq and is a predicted model, not a curated record. Bases 531 to 2330 code for a protein of 599 amino acids. NCBI's taxonomy places the organism in Eukaryota, Metazoa, Mollusca, Bivalvia, Pectinida, Pectinidae. The transcript is spliced from 2 exons. Gene Ontology annotation, biological process: regulation of transcription by RNA polymerase II. Gene Ontology annotation, molecular function: RNA polymerase II cis-regulatory region sequence-specific DNA binding; DNA-binding transcription factor activity.
CUGUAAACCAAGUGUGCACUCGGAGAAAUGUAAUCUAUGUAUGUAUACUGAUUGUGGACAUUGGCAGACAUGUAUUAAACACUUACUCCCUAACAUCAGCAUACCUGUCUAUAUGGGUCCAUUCCUUUCAAGUAUUUCAAGUUUAUAUCGUGGUGAGGUACCACAAAAAUGACUUCAAACUCUAUCAAUGGUGAUUCACCAACGAAUGGACUUGACAUUAUGAUAAAGGCUGAAAUAGGAAACUAUUCCUAUCGAGUGCUGAUGAAAGCGAGGCUCGGGGUGAUCAAUGGAGGCAAUGAUCAGGAAGAAGGAUGGACAAGAAAUCUCAACAGUAUAAGGAGCAAUUGUGUUUUGAGGAGAGGUUUGGUAAGACCGAGGAGCUGAACACAUACAUUACGGGACCACAAUCGUGAUCACAUGUACGCGUGUUUAUAGUCGUGUAGCUUACAUAAUCAUCUCGAAAUACACCAGAAUUAGUAUACACAGUCAAAUUUCACAAACAAAAGAGUCCGUGAUUAGUUGAAUGUUAAAUGAACCGGGGAACAAAUCAAGCCUGGGGCGAUAUGGGGGACAUAGAACUGAAUAGAACAUAUGAGAGCAAUUUAUAUGAAAGCAAAAUUAUGAUUCUAGAUGAACAUGGAAAACAGAUCAGAAUUGACGAACUUCUAAGUAAUAAGUCUGAUGGAAAUGAACUAGACCAUGAACCUAAUAGUAGUGAGCCAGGAAGUGAACCAUCUGAUAGGGAGCUAGGUAAUGAAGUUCGCAAUAGUGGACAAGUAAAUGGUCUUUACACAACUGAACUCGGAUAUGAACCGUAUAGCAGUGAGCCAGGAAACGAACCGUCUGAUAGUGAGCUAGGUAAUGAACCGUAUAGCAGUGAGCCAGGAAAUGAACCGUCUGAUAGUGAGCUAGGUAAUGAACCGUAUAGCAGUGAGCCAAGAAAUGAACCGUCUGGUAGUGAGCUAGGUAAUGAACCGUAUAGCAGUCAGCCAGAAAAAGAACCGUCUGUUAGUGAGCUAGGUAAUGAACCGUAUAGCAGUGAGCCAAGAAAUGAACCGUCUGAUAGUGAGCUGGGUAAUGAACCGUAUAGCAAUGAGCCAGGAAAUGAACCGUCUGAUAGUGAGCUAGGUAAUGAACCGUAUAGCAGUGAGCCAAGAAAUGAACCGUCUGGUAUUGAGCUGGGUAAUGAACUUUGCAAAAGUGAACAAGGAAAUGGCCCUUGCAAUAGUGUACAACUGCAUGAACCCUACAACAGCCAGGUAAACAAACAACCUUUUAUCUGUAAGCAAUGCGGCCAACAAUUUGCUCUGACUGAGCAUUUGCAGGAACAUCAAGAAAGUCACCCAUAUGAUAAACCAUACCAAUGCGAAGUAUGUAGUAAAAACUUUCGUCAGCCGUGUGAUUUGAGAAAACAUUUCCGAAUACAUACCGGAGAGAGGCCAUUCAAAUGUGAAGUCUGUGGUAAGGUGUUUAGUGACAAUGGGAACCUUCACAAACAUUCAAGGAUACAUUCACAAGGAAGUUAUUCUUGUGAGGUGUGCGGUCUCUGUUUCCGUACCAAACCGAGUAUGUUGAAACACGCCAGGUCACAUCUGGGGGACAGACCGUUUUCUUGUGAUAUUUGCGGGAAGUGUUUUGCACGGAACGCCGGACUGCGUUCACAUCUGGAAAUACACUCCGAAAAGAAACCCUUUCCGUGUCAUAUAUGUGGGAAAGAAUUUCGUCGGAAAGGAAACUUACAAGACCAUGUUGAAUUACAUAAAGGAGAGAGGAUGUUUACUUGUGGCAUAUGUAAGAAGGAAUUUAGUAUCAAAAUAAAUUUGAAAAAACAUCUUCGAACUCAUACCGGUGAGAAACCCUUCAAAUGUAAAAUUUGUUCUCGAGGGUUUAGUGAGAAAGGAAGUCUGCGAAAACAUCAUAGGAUACAUACAGGGGAAAAACCGUACAAAUGUGAGGUGUGUGGAAAGGAUUUCAGCAUGAGCAGUAGUCUACAAAGGCACAAUAGGAUACAUACAGGAGAACGACCAUAUGGGUGUAGUAUCUGCGAAAAACGAUUCAACAAGAAGGAGAUCCUCCAAGUUCAUAUCAGGACGCAUACGGGAGAGAAACCUUACACGUGUGAUGUGUGUGACAAACGUUUUAACGAGGGCGGGAGUCUACAUAUACACAUGAGAAUCCACACUGGCGAAAAGCCUUAUAAAUGUCACCUGUGUGAAAAGGAUUUCAGUCAGAGUAGUAGCUUGAAGAGACAUGUCGAGUUACACACGUCUUUAGACAAAAUGGACGUUAUACAUAUGCAAUCACCGGAGACAUCCAUGAUCGUCAAAUGAACCUAUUUAGAUACAUUAGAAUAUUUGAUAUGUAUGUGUUGCGUAUUUUGUUAGCUCACCUGGUCCGAAAGGCCAAGUGAGUUUAUACAAUGGUGCGGUUUCCGUCCGUCGUCAACUGUUUUUCCCUUUACACGACUCCCUUCUCAAUAAUGAAAAAACCUAGAAUUAACAGUUUUGGUUGGUAGGUUCCUAGAAUGAAGCCGGAAAAAUUUGCGAAAAAAUGACCUUGGCCCAUAUUCAACGCCACAGGAGUCAAAUGUGUUGAACCAAACAUUCUAGAAUCGAGAUAUUCAAUAAAUAGACUCCUGGGACGUAGCCUGAAAAAGUUAGCGAAAAGAAAUGUCCUUGACUCAAAUUCAAGGUCAAUUUUUGAAACACUUAAACAAUUUCUUCUCAAUAAACAAAUGUCCUAGGAUCAA